Molecule: messenger RNA, 3441 nt
Organism: Xenopus laevis (African clawed frog)
Lineage: Eukaryota; Metazoa; Chordata; Amphibia; Anura; Pipidae
Gene: gmeb1.L
Product: glucocorticoid modulatory element binding protein 1 L homeolog
Exons: 11
Coding region: 83-1735 (550 amino acids)
Biological process (GO): regulation of transcription by RNA polymerase II
Cellular component (GO): cytoplasm; nucleus
Molecular function (GO): RNA polymerase II cis-regulatory region sequence-specific DNA binding; sequence-specific DNA binding; DNA binding
Source: RefSeq, a predicted model, not a curated record
CGGCAGCGUAUUGACCGGAAGAGAUGCCGGAGCUGCGCGCCCUGAAAGCAGGAAAGGGGUGGAGUUUACCGCCAGCUAGCGCAUGCGCUGUGAAGGACAGAGGCCCUGUAUCCCCCCCGGAGCCGUGUUAGAUUAUGGACUACAUGGACGUUUUCUGCACGAUCCGACGCACUGCGAGAAAACGCCUGCAACAGAAAUAGGUUGCAGGGUAAAACUGCUCAACAUGGCCAAUGCUGAGGUGACAGUCCCCAUGGGAGACGUGGUUGUGAUUCCCAGUGAGUGCACUGAGGGGGAAGAUCCAGAGGAUACCAAGACACAGGUCAUCCUUCAGUUGCAGCCCAUACCUCAUGGGAUUUACGAGGAUAUGUCUGACACCAAUGCAGCUGUUGUUUCACUUGAGACCCACACCUUAAAGAUGGGUGACACCAUAGAUGGUGACACUGUGGAGCUGAGCGAAGACAUUGAUAUUGCUUACCCAAUAACCUGCGGGGAAAGCAAGGCUGUCUUGCUGUGGAAGAAAUUUGUGUGUCCAGGAAUCAAUGUUAAAUGUGUUAAGUUUAAUGAUCAGCUGAUCAGUCCAAAACAUUUUGUUCAUUUGGCUGGAAAAUCCACCUUAAAGGACUGGAAGAGAGCCAUUCGUCUUGGGGGAACAAUGCUAAGAAAGAUGAUGGAUACUGGCCAAAUUGACUUCUACCAACAUGACCGAGUCUGCACUAACACGUGUCGCAGCACUAAGUUUGACCUGCUGAUCAACAGCGCUCGUGCCCCUGUACCUGGACAGGGUACUAUAGUGCAGACUCCCAGCACCACAGAAGGCAGCCUUUCAUCUGUAACUGUAUCAGAACAGACAGUGGAGGAUACUGCAAUCGAGUGGGGCUCAGGUCUUACUGCCACCUUGCAGAUGAACAGAGAGGAGAGAACCAAGAAGGAGGGGGAGGAGAUAUCUGAGGAGACAUUGCUGUUUUGGAAAGGUAUCUCUGAUGUGGGGCUAAUGGAUGAAGUAAUAGACAAGAUUCAUAAUGAGAUUGAGGAACUUUUAAGCUGUGUCCAGCAGCGAGCAGGACAGAUUCCCUUCCAAGUGUCAGAUGCCACUGUGCUCAAUAACAUUUCUCAAAGCUUUGGAUUAUUGGACUCUGUGAAAAAAGUAUUAGAACAAAAGAAAAAUCAAACUGAUCAAAGUGAAGAACAAUAUCAUUAUACAUUAGCAGAACUGGAGCGACAGCUAGAGGAGCAAAAAAAGCAAGAGGGCAGCAAGUCCCCUCUUCUUCAAAAUGUUGUCUUGAUGCCUGUGAGCACACAGAAACCACCAAAAAGACCACGUCUCCAGCGUCCAGCUUCUGCUGGUUCUCUGAACAACCCUUCUUCCCAGCCCCACUAUACUGUAUUGUCCCCCUUAACACUGGCACCAGUUGGUCAGCAGUUCUCCUUGGGUGGAGUACGCUAUGCCACUGUACUGGGUAGAGCUGGAUCCGGGGAUACGCUGGCAGUACUCACAACUGAUAUGCAAGAAACAGGCGAACUAACUGGAGUAAUGAGCCCUGUAGAGCUAGUAGCCAUGGAUACAGGACUUGGUCAAGAUGAGGUGGGUGAAGAAGGCCAAACAAUCAUACAGAUAGAUCCAGCACCUGACCCAGAGGGUGGAUCCAAAGUGAUGGAACUGGGAGAUGGAAAAGUCCUAGGUGUCACUCCUGAUGGGAUGCACAAUGUGGAGAUUGUGGUCCUAGAGGAAGACUAGAGUUGAGGGCAGUUUUUCAAUGGUCCAACGUAGCAAGAAUCAUAAAUGGUGACCCUUUAAGGAGAAGCAAAGUGAAAUAUUAAAAUGGCCGUAUCUGGUAAGCUUGUUAUACCUCUAGAUUUGGGAAUGAACAUUUUGAAGUGAGAAACUGUUCUGCUAGACUCAAGGAAAGAGAAACUACAAGCCUAAUUCUCCUUUACCACAUUUUCUGUAUAUAAAGUAUGUACAAACAAAAAAAUGACUGUAGAAAGUUAUUGACCUUUUUUGUAUUAAUAUACAUAAUUAAUUUUAUUCUUUCUGGGUGUCUUUAUUCAGUAUUAUACCCAAAUACUGAGAACAAUUCAGUAUAAUAUGGUGAAUUCAGUGUAAUGCUUUCUUGCAUAAGCGUCCGAAUUCUUUGCAAUUCUGUAUUACCAGGGACUACACAAAGAGCCACAACUGCUUAGGUUUCUGAACAGCACUGAAUAUAUAGUCCUCUCCACUUUUUACUAUGUCAGACUAAAUUUACAUAUGUUUACAUAUAUAAAUUAAGUGCUACUUAUUGCAUUUAGGGGCAGAUUUAUUAGGGGUCGUUUUGUAAAUUCAAAUUUUCGGGGAAAAAAAAUUGGUGAAUUGGGAAUACUCCAAACUUUAUGUAUAAGUCAAUGGGAGAGGUCCAGUGAACCUUUUGAAGAUGUUAAUAGCCUUCCUGACAUUCGAGUUCUUUUUUUGAGAAAAAACCUCGAUGCGAGUUUUCGGGUUAGUAAUAUUAGUUUGAGUUUAAGAUAUAAAUUUUUUUUUUCAUUUUAAAGAAAUAACCUCCCAAUCGAAUUUUAAGUAUAUUUCAGCUUAUUAGAGUUAAAAAAGUCACAUGAAUUCGAAAUUCGACCUUUGAUAAAUGGACCUCCCAGUGUUUAAUACCACUCAAACAUUCCUCUUUCGCUUGUCUUUAUCUAUUGAAUUAAUCAGUUUGGACCUUAAAACAGGGAAACUGCUAUUUUUACAGUUGUAUAUAUUCACGGUAUUUUAAUUGUGUGAUGUGUGGAAGAUUAAUAUGCAACUUAAAAUGUAUUUGUAUGUUUUUAAUUUUACUACGGACACUGAACACACAUUCAUCCAAUGUCCUCGACCCCACUGCAAUUUAGAAUAAUAAGCUUCCAUACACAAGAGGUAGACAGAGUAAAGGAGAUGAUGUUAGGUGGGAGGCAAAGUUGAGGCUAGGACCACAAGGGGCUGUUCUCAGCCCCUGCUGCUGGCAGUAGCCUUCCUCUUCUGUUCACGUCGGAAACCAUUGUUUUGGCUCCAAGGGAAGAACACACUCGGCGGAUUUUGGCCAUGUAACGCAAGACUUUGCAUUUCUCGCUAAGAUCUGCAGAAUGUGUUUGUGGCAGAGCUGAAUGGUUCUGGAUGCAAAGAAAAAGAGGCUACUGCCUGUGGUAGUGGCUGAUUUCAGCCCCAUGAAGCCAUAGGACUACAAACACCAAAAAUGGCAUUAAUUAAACCUGUGUUUACAUUCAUCUUAUUCAGUUCCAUCUGUUCAUGUAAACAUUAUAUCUGAUGUAAAAGUUUUGUAUCUACGUUCAUUUACUGGCUUCUUUUAUCUAUUGUCUAGCCAGCCUAGUCUAUACUGAUCAGUGGACUUUAGAUAAUGUGUAUUCAUGAUUUGCCCCAAAAAACUGUACCAGAUAAACUAGAGGUACUGUCAAAAUAAAAUAUUCUUUAUAGAA